Molecule: messenger RNA, 570 nt
Organism: Adineta steineri
Lineage: Eukaryota; Metazoa; Rotifera; Eurotatoria; Adinetida; Adinetidae
Source: the annotation of a GenBank genome assembly
AUGCUUGAUUUUGGUUAUUUUAUUCGUGCAGUAGGAUUAUUUCAACGAUUUAAAAGUAAUAAAAAGUUAAUAAAUCUUUUAUCUGAAUCAGUAGUUCAUGGUCGUUGUUGGCCAAAUGAUCUCGAUUUUAAUUGGCAUAUGAAUAAUGCACGAUAUUUACGUGAAGCUGAUUUUGGACGUUUUUCUUUAUUACUUGAAACUGGUUUAUGGAAUUCAAUAGUAAAACGAAGAAAAAAUGGAAUGAAAGAUGCUCAUGCGUUAAUAAGUGCAUUUCAAAUUCAAUAUCGUCAAAGUAUUGAAUUAGGUGAUCGAUUUAAAUUUAUUUCACGUAUAAAUGCAUGGGAUGAUAAAGCAUUUUAUGUUGAACAAUGGAUGAUUCGUGAAAAAACUAAUGAAAAAGUUUUUUCAUUAUUAGUUCGAUUAGCUGUUACUCCACGUUCACUUACACCACAAAUGUUAGUUGAUGAUAUUCAAAGUAAAUCAAUUGAAUCACCACCAUUUUCACCAUCUAUGCAAUCAUUUAAAGAUAAUUAUAAAAUAAAUUUUCAAGAAAUUCCAUCAAAAUUAUAG